Messenger RNA from Cladophialophora yegresii CBS 114405, 1563 nucleotides. RefSeq lists its product as uncharacterized. The record is from RefSeq and is a predicted model, not a curated record. NCBI's taxonomy places the organism in Eukaryota, Fungi, Ascomycota, Eurotiomycetes, Chaetothyriales, Herpotrichiellaceae. The coding region runs from base 1 to 1563 and encodes 520 amino acids. The transcript has 3 exons.
AUGGCGACGGCGGCAGCCCAGACGUCCAAACCCCUUCCCUACACGGCCAACCCUCUUCUCCUCAUGUUCAACGACCUGGUCCUCUUCGUGCAAAUCACCUUCACGUGGCCGAUAACAGCUGGUCUCAUGAGCAUCGUGCUACCUCUACUCUCAACGAAGUCGGGACCCCUCGAUGAGCUGGCUCUCACGGGGCCAAAUCUGUGGGCUCUCUUUCAGCACUUGAUUCUUAUCAUCGUGCAGAUCUUGUUCCUCCUAUCACUGAUCCCGUUGGCGCUGUUUGGACUUCCCGUGUUCUAUGUUCUCUAUAUUACUGGGUGUGUUGUGGGAAAUCAGUGGAUUUCGGGACUGCUGAACGGUCCAAGGCGGGAGGAACUAUUCCAAUCCCAUCCCGACUGCGUGGCGGGAGACUGGCCAAAGCAUGAGGGUGAGAAAUGGGUCUUUAUUAACGGUGUUGCGGUGGGGAGUCACUGGCUGCAAUCGAAUCUCGACCUCCUCGCUAUGACCUUUCGUCGUCCCGUAUUCGGCAUACAUAACCAGACCCGCGGCAUCAUCUUCGACGUCCUCGAGUGCAUCAUCCAGCGCGAUCUGAGCUUCGCGACAACAGACAUCCGCACAGCAUACGCCGCAAUACUGGAAAUUCUCCAGGACGACAAAAUCCACAAGGUGGUGUUAAUCCUGCACAGCCAGGGCGGCAUCGAGGGUGGGUUGGUGUUGGACUGGCUCUACGACACCGUCGCCGCGGAUCAGCUUCGCAAGCUGGAGAUCUAUACCUUUGGCAACGCGGCGAAUCAUUGGAAUGCGCCCGUCAUCUCGUCGGGGACGUCAAGGUCAACCACAAAUACCUCGGGUGUGGGAGGCGGCACCCCCACCGAAGCGGGAGACAGCACGACGAGCCAAACACGAAGAAUCGUCCAGCACAUUGAGCAUUACGCCAACGAAGGCGACUAUGUCUCCAAGUUUGGCAUCCUACACUUCCGGCCCGAUCAGGCGAGGCCGAUGGCGAACGCAGAUGUACCACAACCGCUACCGUCACCAGCACUACCCGCGUCCAGGAAUUCCACCACGACCGUGAAGCCGAAGACCAAGGCGUCAACUUCCCCUUCACCACCACGGGCUUCAAAGCUCCAGACCGACACCGAGUCUGAUUCUGUCCCGCGCGCCCACACCUGGUCAACGUCGCCUCAGACGCCCAUCGAAAGGAACGACCUACAGCACCGCGCGCAGGACAACAACAGGUUUUUUGGGAAAUUGUUCAAGCGCGCCAGUUCAGGACACAUGCUCAACCAGCAUUACCUGGGCAAUCUCUUUGAGAUGGAAGGUCUGGACUACCCGCGAGAUCGGUCACGGGGGCGAGUCAAGAGCGGGAACGCAUUCAUGGACCAAGUGGUCGAUAUGGCCGUGUUCGAGGGGUCGGAUACCGUGCAGGCGGCGCGGGAGGGACGACCGAGCGACGGAAACGGGGAAGGGCUUGGACUUGGAGCAGAAGAUGGCUUAAGCGGAAUUCAGAUCAAACAGCUGAGUCGACUUUGGGGGUAUUGUAAUGGGGGGAGUCCGGGGGAUUGA